GCCACUUCGUCACGCCAGGCAUAUGCUAUCAAAUAUUCUACCAAUCUUCUCCUAUUAAAAUGCAUCUUCCUUCACAACCCAAUAAAUAAUUCCUGAUUUCCCUAAUUUCUUUCAAGAGACUGAGAGUCAUAAUAUUGAUAGCCUGGACUGAUGAAGUUCGGCAAGCGAUUACAGCAACAGAUUCAGGAAUCAUUGCCCGGUUGGCGUGAUAAGUUUUUGUGUUAUAAGAAAUUGAAGAAGCUUCUGAAACUGAUGGUUACUUCCACUCCUCCAUUGUUGAAUGGAUCGCUGGAAUUUUUGAAGGCAGAGGCUGAGUUUGUGUAUUUGUUGAACAAUGAGAUCGACAAGCUGAAUGCGUUUUUCAUGGAGCAAGAAGAGGAUUUCGUUAUCAAGCAUAAGGAAUUGCAACACAGGAUUCAGAGUGUGAUUGAUGCUUGGGGGCCUGGCGAAACCCAUCUGACAGAUACUGAUUAUAAAGAGGAGAUAGGGAAGAUCAGGAAAGAGAUUGUGAAUUUUCAUGGAGAAAUGGUGCUCUUACUCAACUACAGCAAUAUCAAUUACACAGGAUUGGCUAAGAUCUUGAAGAAAUACGACAAGCAAACAGGCGGAUUAUUGCGCUCGCCAUUCAUUCAGAAAGUGCUGAAGCAGCCUUUUUUCACAACUGAUCUUCUUUCGAAACUCAUAAAGGAAUGUGAAAACACGAUAGAUACAGUGUUCCCAGUUGAAGCAGAAGAUGACGAAGAAGGGAAAAAGGAAAGAAGAGAAGGAAUAAGAGUGACAGGAGAAGGAAUAUUUAGGAAUACAGUUGCAGCAUUACUGACAAUGCAAGAGAUGAGAAGUGGGAGCUCUACUUACGGCCAUUACUCUCUUCCUCCUCUCAGCUUGCCAGACACUGAGAUAAUUCAGUCACUCCAGCUCAACUCACCCAUACCCAUUCUCUAGAAAUUCAAGUUGUUGAAACUAGUUGAAAUGGGAGGCGAAAGCUUUAUAUAUACUGGAAUGUAUUUAUGUUUUCUGAAUACGUGUAACGGUUGCAGAUUACUGAUCAGUAAUAUGUCAUGUUCCGUUAAA
Molecule: messenger RNA, 1071 nt
Organism: Mangifera indica (mango)
Lineage: Eukaryota; Viridiplantae; Streptophyta; Magnoliopsida; Sapindales; Anacardiaceae
Product: SPX domain-containing protein 3
Exons: 3
Coding region: 151-942 (263 amino acids)
Biological process (GO): cellular response to phosphate starvation
Source: RefSeq, a predicted model, not a curated record